This is a messenger RNA of Paracoccidioides lutzii Pb01, 1896 nucleotides long. RefSeq lists its product as hypothetical. The transcript has 2 exons. Gene Ontology annotation, cellular component: Holliday junction resolvase complex; nucleus. Gene Ontology annotation, molecular function: DNA binding; nuclease activity. The record is from RefSeq and is a predicted model, not a curated record. Gene Ontology annotation, biological process: replication fork processing; resolution of meiotic recombination intermediates; double-strand break repair. Bases 1 to 1896 code for a protein of 631 amino acids.
AUGCCCGAAGUUAUCAGCCUCUUGUCGUCCCCCGAGGACGGGCGAUCAAACAAGACUGAGCAGCCAUCAACAGCAACGUUUGACCGACUAUCUGACCACCCACCUCGUGCUUCUCGCAUUGCUAUCCUCUCUGAUGAUUCAAUAUUUGAUUGGGGGAACCCAACCCCGGCCAAAAAGCGCAGAUUGAGCCCAGAAUUGGACCCGAGCCCACCAAAUGGACCAACUCCUUCUCCGAAAACAAAUCACAUUGACUUGGAAGAAAGCAUUAUAUUUUCCCCGGUACCCCGACUUAACAGUAAUAAAACGGUGACUGCGAAUAGUAGUAAGUGGAAUGGUGACAUCUCAGAUCCGAUCGAAUUCACCUCGCCCGCCGUGGAUUCGACAACGGCAAAUAGAGCUGAGAAUCGAGCAUCAACCUCAUACGAUGUAAUAACCAUAGACGACAGUAUUGUGGAAUUCGAUGAGCCGUCAUCCCCUGGAGGCCCCUGGAAUGCUUUACCAUUGGCUCCUUCGAGCUCUAAUUUGUCUAACAGAACGGCCAGCCUACUCUCACGGAUUCAACAAAGUUCGUCAACAGAACCUAGCAAAUUCAACCAGAAGGGAGUUAGUGCGUCUACGUCCAAAUCUAUAUCCUGUACUUCGAAAAUCCGUUCUCCAAAACCAAGUCAGACAUUGGACUUCGAUGACGAUGAAUCUCUUUCUCUUACGAUUACAACGUCUAAAUCAAAACGAGCUCCAAAGGCAUCCACCUCUAACAAAGAAGCCCGGGAAGCCGAAAAAUUGGCUGCGAGAGUACUCCGUGAAAGGGAUAAAGCGGAAGAAAAAGAACGCAAGCGAAAACUGAAGGAACAAAAGGCAAAGGAGAAGCAACUCGCAACUGACCUUGCAGAAGCAAACAAGGGGAAGCUAAAUAAGAAGGCUUCUACCCCAGAAAUGAUUAUAGACAUGUCUUCCACUUUUGAGGGCUCCACCGUUGGAAAUCAAGUUACAGAGUAUAUGAGGCAUCUUGGGGUGGAAUACCAUUUCGUCUCUACUCGCAUGGCCGAUAUUGUUACUUGGAGGAGGAAAAUAACCGCCCAAUAUAAUGAGGAGGCAGGACACUGGGAGCCCUGUCCACUUACAAUUAAAAAAGAAGACCAUGUUUUAUGCCACCUACUGGCUCAGCAGUUUGUCGACAUGACCGUAGCGACCACAGGCAAUGGCACUCUCGAAUCUCAUGUUUUUGAGAUGAAACGUAGUUAUCCAGGAUGCAAACUAAUUUAUCUCAUUGAGGGCUUAACUGUCUGGAUGAGGAAGAACAAUAAUUCAAAGAACAGAGCAUACCAAGCAUCGGUCCUUCGAGACUUAGACGGCCCUUCCCAACCUCAACCAUUACAUCCGCCUAAACGCGGAAGAAAGCCCAAACAAACCGCAACACCACCUCCACCAGUCGAUGAUGAUACAAUCGAAGAUGCUCUCCUCCAACUCCAAGUGCAACAUGAAUGUUUAAUUCAGCACACGGGAGUGCCAUCCGAAUCUGCAGAGUGGAUCAAGAACUUCACAGAACAUAUAUCCACAGUUCCGUACCGGCACGAGAUGAUAAAUCGGCAUGAUGCUUCAUUCUGCAUGGACGUCGGUCAGGUGAGGACGGGUGAGGAUAACGCAGACACGUAUGUCAAGAUGUUGCAGGAGAUCCAACGUGUUACGGCCCCGAUAUCUUACGGGAUCACAAUGCAAUAUCCCACCGUAGGGGAGCUGGUGAGGGAAUUGAAGGAGCAGGGGCCUCUCCUUCUAGAGAAUGUCAAAAAAUGCACAAACAAAAGCGGUACUUUGUCGGAUGGUCGUAUUGGUCCUGCCAUAAGCAAACGCCUUCACAAGGUGUUUACGAGCUUGAAUCCGGCGUCGACUGAUGCAUAA